CAAACAGGACACUAAUUGAUACAUCUCACUUUUAUAAUUGGCAAUAAGGCGUUAUAUUUUUAAAGGUAUAUUUGAUAUUUUGUCAACAACAUUUCAUUUUAAAUCGGCUAGCAAUGGCAGCUCGAGGCCCAAUGUCGAAGGUGGAGUUGAGGAUCUCCUGUAGGAAGCUCAAGAACAGGGACACCAUGUCAAAGUCUGACCCGUGUGCUGUGCUCUUCAUGGAGACUGGGGGAACUUGGGUUGAGAUGGGUCGCACUGAGAAUGUGCAGAACUGUUUAGACCCUGACUUCGCCAAGUGUUACACAGUAGAAUACAUGUUUGAGCAGGUUCAGAAGGUCAAGGUCGCUGUCUAUGACCUUGACAACAACACCCCACAGCUUGGCGAUGAUGACUUCCUGGGACAGAUAGAGUGCUCCCUUGGACAGAUAGUGGCAGGCCGUCCAUUUAUGAAGGCUCUUGAAGACAAGAAAGGCAAGCCUAUUGGAGAGAGUAAAAUACUGAUUCGCUCUGAGGAAGUCAAGGAUGGUGGAGAGGUGGCCAUGUGCACGUUCUUUGCUCGAAAGCUGGAAAACAAGGACUUCAUGGGCAAGUCUGAUCCAUACCUGGAGAUUUUGAAGCAGUCAUCAGAUGGUGGCUGGCUGGUGGUCCAUCGAACUGAGGUUGUGAAGAAUAACCUGAAUCCAAGAUGGCGUCCAUUCCAGCUCCCUUUACAGUCGCUGUGUGGCGGAGACAAGACACGCACUGUGAAGUUUGAUGUGUAUGACUGGGACUCCGAUGGGUCACAUGACAUUAUUGGGGGAUUUACAACCACUGUCCAGGAGUUGAUCGAUGCACCAACAGGCAAAGAGUUUCCAUGUAUUAACCAGGAGAAGAAAGCAAAGAAGAAGAAAUAUGAAAACUCUGGAUAUGUUGGUGUUGACUCCUUUAAGGUGCAGAAGGUCGCUAGCUUCCUGGAGUACAUCUAUGGAGGAAUGCAGAUUAAUUUUACAGUUGGUGUAGAUUUUACGGGCUCCAACGGUGAUCCCCGCCAACCCCAGUCACUUCACUACAUCAACCCAUACCAGCCCAACCAGUAUCAGCAGGCCAUACAGGCUGUGGGCGCUGUGUGCCAGGACUAUGACACAGACAAGUUGUUCCCAGCUUUAGGUUUUGGUGCAAAGUUGGCUGAUGGUCAGGUUUCACAUGAGUUUGCCAUGAACUUCAACCCACAAAACCCCUACUGUGCAGGGAUACAUGGGAUCCUAGAGGCGUAUCAAAACUGUAUCAUUAAGGUACAGUUAUGGGGCCCCACUAACGCAGCCCCUAUCAUCUACCAUGUAGCAAGGUUUGCAGACGCCGCCCAGAGAGAGGAGCAAGCAAAAGGGGCCCAUGCAUAUUUUGUACUUCUUCUUCUGACGGACGGUGUGCUGACUGAUUUUGAUGAGACUAGAAAGGCAAUCGUCUAUGCGUCAGGCCUUCCUAUGUCGAUCAUCAUUGUCGGCGUGGGCAGUGCAGACUUCAGUGAAAUGAAUGUCCUGGAUGGAGAUGAUGGUAUAUUGAAGGACCCCACUGGACGUCCUAUCCAGCGAGAUAUCGUGCAGUUUGUACCUUUUCGAGACUUUCAGAGAGUAAGUGACCCUGUUGCUUCAGCGGUGGAAUUGGCCCGUCACGUUUUGGCGGAGGUACCACAGCAGGUUACACACUACUAUAAGAUGAGGGGGCUGGCCCCUAGACCUGCCGCUCAACAACAGGCUCCACCCAUGUAGGGAAUGGCAGUGGAAACAGGGUCAACCUUUGUGUUGAGUGGUUAUGUUGGCAACCACAGCCUGUCAGAGUUACUUAGCAACAUAGUAACUAGACUUUUCACUUAGUAAUAUUUUUUUUAUAUAUAUUUUUAAUCUCUCUGGUACAAUUAUUGCAUAGGUAUUAGAAUCUUAUUUACUGCUUAAAGCAAUUUGUACAUACAUUAAGUUAUUUUUUUAUGACUCUUUGAAUAGAAUUAUAUUUUCUUGUAGUUUUAAGUAUGUUUCAAAUAUAAUUCCCGCUUAAAUGUUGUACGGUAUAUGGAUUAAAACUGCAUUAUCCAAAUACAAAAUAAUAACUUUGCAGAAAUUAUUUAUAAUGAACAUUAAAUUUGACCUACCAAAAUACAAAAAAGUUUUGCAAUAGGUAAAGUUGUUUAAAUUCAAUUAUUAUUAAUGGUAUAUGUUGUGGAGAUGCAAUAGCUUUUAAAGCUUCUGUUGUAUAUAUUUUAGUAAGUGCACUGUACCAAGCAAAUCUUAACUGCCCGUAAAGUAGAUAUUUCAUUUGGAUGAACUCUUUUACACAUGAACGUAAUUAAUUGCCUUUCUUUUGUUGCGCAAUUGCAUUUCUUUUGUUAUGCAAUUGCAUUUCUUUUGUUACACAAUUGCAUUUCUUUUUUUACACAAUUGCAUUUCUUUUAUUACAAUGGUGAUGUGGUUGUUAAUUAUUAGUUUUUCAUUGUUAUCUAAAAUUGUUAGUAGUAUUUAAGCUUACCCAAUGUUGGCAUGAAUUGUUACAGAACAAUUUAAUAGAUGGCUUUACAAUUU
Dreissena polymorpha is the source of this 2549-nucleotide messenger RNA. Its product is annotated as copine-3-like. Gene Ontology annotation, biological process: cellular response to calcium ion. NCBI's taxonomy places the organism in Eukaryota, Metazoa, Mollusca, Bivalvia, Myida, Dreissenidae. The record is from RefSeq and is a predicted model, not a curated record. The coding region runs from base 114 to 1745 and encodes 543 amino acids. Gene Ontology annotation, cellular component: plasma membrane. The transcript is spliced from 15 exons. Gene Ontology annotation, molecular function: calcium-dependent phospholipid binding.